AUGGCAAUCUCAUCUCAGCCGUUGACCCGGGAGACCGCCAAUCCCAAUGCUGCGACCGCAGCCGCCUCGGCGUUUUUGCGACGGGAAACAACGCCAUCUCUUUCGUCAGCGGCAGCCGCAGCCGCUCUGAAAGCUCGACCUACCACGCCUACCAAUGUAUCUCAGGUUCAAUCGAAGCGAGUUGCGCGCAGGAGUGCAUCUGUGUCGUCUACUGGAAGUCGGGACAGGAGGAGUCGGGAGCUCCAUCGAUCACCGAGUGCAAAUUCUAUGACAGAAAGGACCUUCCGUUCACCUUCGCCAUCACCGGCGAGGAACCCUGUUCCGCAACCCCAGGAUAUUCCUCCCGUGCCCAAGAUUCCUCAGAACGACCAAAGUAAACCUGACGGAAAAGUUUCAGCUCAUAAGAGGGCAACAAGUCUACAAACUCAGUCUUUCCAAACGGCGAGCCAAAAGAUGAAAAAUGGACAAGGGUCAUGGUUCGGCGCAGCUACAGCUGGAGACUUGUCUAAUAUGCGACGAGCCACUGUAGCUGAUAAAAGAAAUUCGGCAGACUUGCGUCCAAGUAGCCCAAGUUCUAUCAAUUUCUCGUAUCCCCGUUCCAUGACUGAUUCAUCGGAUACGGCAAGCGAUGCGAUGGUAUACGAUCCAAACUCGAGACGGAUGGUUCCCCAAGCACAGCUUCUGAUGCAAAAGCAAAGCGUUCGGGACGCAUCCGAAAAGCCUGUCCGCAAGCACAAGCAUGAAGUCUCCAGGAGUGGUAGCCAUCUUUCUAAGGGAACAGUAGGGCGAUUGAAGGGUACGGCUGUCGAACCGGGCUCUCCACCAUCCAGAUCGACACAAAGCUCACCAGCUGCCCAUGCGGCAGUUACACGGCCUCAUGCCCAGGUCAGCCAGACCAAACCAGAGCCGUAUUCUGAGAUAGAAUCUGAUCUUGAGUCUGAAUCUGGUGUUGAACGUGGUGCAAAGCCCGAGACAAAGGUUAACUUGCCCGAGGAGCCAAGAAUGGAUGAGUCUGACCUGGAAUCGGAAGCCGGAACCUCCAGGCCAAAAGAGGAUACUGUUACGAAUCCACCUCAAACUGUCAGGUCUGAAUCAUUCAUUAGGAAGCGUCCGUCUGUUGUGCAUGAAGACCCUGAGUUGGAAGAAGAGAGUCAGCCAGUCGAAGCAACCAUCUCCAGAGAGCACCCAAUGGAUGGAGUAGAUGCAAUCCCUGUGAAAUCUACCUCUCCCCAUCAACAAACGCAGGCUUCGACCCCAAUAGACCACCAGAGCGACAGCAUGCGUCGAACUCGUGUGCAUUCUGAAAGUCCUGCUCGCAGCCCUGCUCGAACAACACAUUUUGCGCCAAAGACGGAUCAACUACUGGUCAGACACGAGCCGCCUCCACGGUCGUUGUCACCCCGAAAGUCUGCACUCAAGUAUUCUAGUCCUCGCGAUGUCUCUCCAUCAGAGGACGGCUCAGACGCCUCCGCCGCUUGGUCAGGCAUGGCCCGAGAAGAUUCAGAUAUUACACGAAAGAAAAGUGUGCGCGUCAGCUUUGAUGAUGGGAACACAGCAAUCAUGGGUGAGCCUGUGCCGGCAUCUGAUUCAGAUACAUCGCAAUUAUCCAGCCCCCAGUCAAGGAAGUCCUGGCAUAGCAUCAUCGGACGGAACAAGAGAGACUCGAUAACCCUGGACGAAGAGGAAACGAUGACACCGCGCCCCGCCCUUCCCUCUUUUGGAAGUAUUCGUGAGAAGAAGACCAGAGAACCCGAGGAACGACCACUGGUGCGGCCCAUGGAAAGAUCAGCAUCACCCCCAGUCUCUUCAAGCUCAAACCCUACGGAUGUUGACAAUCAAUCCCCUUCUGAUUUGGCUCAGUCUAGUGAUCAAGCUAUCGGAUCCGUGUUGUCACAAGAACAAGCCUCUCGCAAUGAGGCCAACACUUCUAGAUACCGAGAGCCACUACCUCCUGUGGUCACAUCUGUUGACAGCCAAGGGUAUAUCAGUAACAGUGACAUGGAAUCUGAUAUUGAAUCUGAUAUCAGCAAUCCUGGAACCCAGGCAUCCAUAGAGCCUGUAGCUGAAACCCAAACCACAGUCAACGACCAAGCCAGUCUGCCUGAUGGCAAUUCAGAAAAGUCUAGUCCCAGCGAUAAUAUACCGACGAUUUCAAUAAUACAUCCUAGUCCGCGGAUGCCCGACGAGAGCCAAGCGGAGUCGCCCUCGGACUUCUUCGAUGUCCCUGGAGGGUUUUCCGCAGGCACAGGCGCCGACACUGACAGGAAGGGAAUAUCGGACGACAGCAAGGAGUCAACACCGAUUACUACCCGCCGAUCUUUCGAUUCAACUGGUGCGGUAUCUUCAAGUUCUCAGAUGCAUGACAUUCAAGAAGAAUCUGAGGAAUCAGAUGGAAGCAGCAUUUACAGUGAUGCUUAUGAGGACCUGUCCGAUAUGGAGGGCGAUGGGUUUUUAUCACUAGAUGCGGUCGUUGACAGCCCUGUCGAGCCCGCAGUCCCUCAAAAGGUUUUGGAGAAGGCUAUGGCCAAAUCUAGAGAGGCCGAUGCAUCCCAGCAAUCCUCGCCGGCAAAGAGUAUCCCGCCAAAGCCUCUACAAACACCUAACGACUGGGAGACUGCGAAGGCGUAUUGGAGGAGCUUAAGUCCAGAAGGUAGGCGUCAGCUUGAAAAGGAGGCCAUGGAGGAUUCGGACGAGGAACCCAUUCCAGAACAAGCAGUACGUCGACCAAAGCACAGGACAAAGACUCAACCAAAGGAAAAGACUGUUCAAGAGGCUGUUCAAGAGCCAUUGGAAGAUAAUGAAAUGUCUAUUUCGGAAAAGCUUCGCGACCCCAACCGAGUGUAUCAAAUCCAACCGGGUACGAGCUGGCCCCGUCGUGAUGAUGAGAAGCUUCGGGCGCAAGCUUCUACUUCAGAUAAGACGAAGUCAGUUGCGGGUGGUAAGCUCCGAAAGUCUAUGCGAGGCGCCGCGGCUCCCGCACCCGAACAUUCAGAGCCAGCUCAAAAUGGAAGCAGCAUGCGAAAGUCUAUGAGAUCCGGUGCUUCCCCGUCGACUCCGCAGGAUUCAAACGGAGGCCAUCUACGCAAAUCUCUUCGCCAAGAGCCUGCAAAUACCGCUACUCAAGACACUGGGAUGCGUAAGUCGCUCAGAGCGAACGGGUCCACAGCCAAUGGCACCAAUAUGGCUUCAACUCUGAGAAACGGAGCCCGGCCGACAUCUUACCAACCUGCAACCACUUCUGAACCAGUUAAAACACAACGUCGGACACAUUCUGAAGACAGAGGUCCUACUAUGCGAAACGCUACGAAGCCAACUCUGGCACGCCGAGGAUCCGACUCCAGUGAAAGCAGUUUCCGUCGCGCAAAGGCUGGAGGUGGAGAAGGGCUUGGUUUCCGUAGGACGAUGAGAGGCAGUACACAAGAACCGGCAGCAACGGCAGCAGCGUCGCCUCAAGAAAGUGCUCGGGCAAAUAGCCGGUUCAGCUUGCGAUCUCUGUCGCCUACAGGAUUUAGACGCAACUCUAACACAAGCUCGCCUCCUCCUGUUGCGAUGGGUAGUCGUAUGCGUCAAUCGCUGCGUUCCGAACCAAGUGAAAACGGGUCUUCUCGCAUGCGUGUCUCUGGCUUUGGCCGCCCGGCUAAAGCUAAGAAGUCAAAAAGCGGCAGUCGAUUUGACGAUUCGAGCGACGAAGAUGAGUCUCGUCCAGCUUUCCGCAGUCGAUUUGUUGAUUCCAGUGACGAUGACACUCCUUCACCCCUACCAAAGCACAAACGUGUACCCAAAACAAUGCGGGCUUCGGCUUCGAACAACGCCGCGGCCGCUGCCAUGAAAGCCCCUGUUUCUCGUGCUGGCGUCGAGGACUCCCCUGAUCUUCCAGACAGCGAUGACGAGGAAAAGCAGACACAACCAAGGAUCGCUUCCAACGGUGCAGCGUCUCGAUCUACCCCCGUCCUCAAUCGAAAUGGGUCAGGACGAGGCAGCUUCGGGGUGCAGACUGACAAUGUCGAGAAAACGGAUGCCCGACCAGGUCAUAAGCGGCGAGGCAGCUUCAUGUCGUCCAUUCUGCGUCGUAAGAAGGAUCCUUCUGAUAAGAUUUCUCGCAAUACGAAUGAGAGUGCAUCACGAAGAGAUACUCAUCUAGAGCGAGCACCAGAGCGUCUUGCCGUUAUUCGGAGCAACAGUGAGGGGGCUGCUCACAACCCACGCCUGCAGAAACGUGGGACAAACUGGCCUCUUCAAGACCACGAGCAGGCUCACGAAGAGGAGGAUCACUUCGACGAUGGUUCUCAAAACACAUACGUAGUGGAUGAGGAGAAGAGGCCUUCAACUGCUGGCGGUGUCGGCCGAUCUCCUUCAUCCCCAACAACAAAGACGGGCUUCCUCAAGCGCCGCAGUACUUCUCAUAGCCAAAUCGGUUCCCAUGCUAGGUCCGAUAACGGUUCAGAAGUAGGCACGCCCAAGAAGAAGAAAUUCGGAACGCUGCGCAGAAUGUUCAAGCUUGACGAAUGA
Fusarium coffeatum is the source of this 4509-nucleotide messenger RNA. RefSeq lists its product as uncharacterized. The transcript has a single exon. Bases 1 to 4509 code for a protein of 1502 amino acids. Lineage: Eukaryota; Fungi; Ascomycota; Sordariomycetes; Hypocreales; Nectriaceae. The record is from RefSeq and is a predicted model, not a curated record.